Molecule: messenger RNA, 1865 nt
Organism: Ruditapes philippinarum (Manila clam)
Lineage: Eukaryota; Metazoa; Mollusca; Bivalvia; Venerida; Veneridae
Exons: 6
Coding region: 211-1212 (333 amino acids)
Source: RefSeq, a predicted model, not a curated record
AUAUGCCAUUGCAUUGUGUUAAAAUAUGUUUGAUUUUAAAAUCUGUUGAUAAAAAAUAAUUUUAGGUCAUAUGAAUUAUUUUUACUGUACUACCCGACGGAGUACAGUUAUCUUCAACAUCUUCGAAUAGUUGGAAUGCGAACACACAAAACAAAAAAAGUGUAAACGUGAUUAAAACUCCAUCUAAAUUAAAUUACAAUUAAAUUGAAAAUGAUAAUAUUCAAUGUCAAUCAUAUUUUACUAUUCUUAUUUUGUUCAGAAACUGUUUUUUGUUUUACAUAUUUAAGUAAGGAUGGUGUAGAAAUACAAUAUACUGUCAAGUUUAAACGUGAAUGCCGAGGAGAAAUGGACAUAAUAGUCACUUUAGAAAGUAUUGCACUCCCGGAAUGUGUUCUGGAAUGCGGAAUGCGGCCGGACUGUAAAGCUUUGAGCUACAUGAAAAUUUUCAAGAAAUGCAAUAUAUACUCUUCAGACGGACACGAAAGUGAUAGAAAUAAAGGAAGUUGUGUGGAGAUUCUGGCAGCGGAUAUUAAUGUCAAAAGGAAACCUUGUCCUGAGUGUACUUCUGGCAAGACUUGUAAUCCUGCAAAAGGGUAUUGUGAAACCACAGAGUGUCCUGUCGAAGAAUUUGAAUAUGGAAUUGUCAGUGGAAACAUAAGAAAAGUUGGGUAUCAUGUGCAAUAUACAUGCAACGACGGAAAUACGAUCAUUAAUAAAAUAGAAUGCCUCUCUAAUGGAUUAUGGAAUAUAACCGCCGGUAAAUGCUCAACCGAUGUGAUAAAUGUUGCUAUUGGGAAACCAACAAGCAUGUCUAGCGUUUACUAUAACAAUGAUGGCAACAAUUACGAUGGAUCGAAGGGUGUAGACGGCAAUUUAAAUCAAUCAUGGUCAGUUCGCUCCUGCUUUCAUACUAAUGAUGACCUUCAUUCGUGGUGGCGGGUAGAUCUUGGACAAAUGUAUCGCUGUUUUAGAGUAGUGUUGUACAACCGGCUGGACUGUUGCAAGGAACGAGCUUCAGAUUUGGAUUUGAUGUUUGGGACGACGGAGAACAAUAUGUAUAUCGUAAGGCAAGUUGAUGGUCAGAUUGAGGACAUCCAUACGUUUAACUUCCCUGAAGGUAAAGGUGCACGAUAUGUUCAAGUGAUGCUUAGAAGACAAAACUCCCUACAUCUUUGUGAAGUACAAGUGUUUGGUUUUGCUCUUAACUUAUAAUUCAACUCCAACGGCAAUCUGGAGCAGUAAAAUACACGUACACCAAUCUCAACACGUGACACAUUUGGAAGGGAACAUAACUGAAUUAUUUAUCUUAUUAUUUUACUCUCAUAGGUAAAACAUAAAUGAUCGUUUUAUCUAAAGUUUAAUUGUACAAGGACUAUAACAGCACCGACUGUGAAUAUUGACCGACUGUCUGACACAAAGUUUACCGAAUAAUAGGGAAGGAAGGUAUACCUACUUACCGCUAAACUAUAACGUGAGAGCCAGUGUGUGGUCUAGCAUUUUAAAUAUUUUAUUUUAUUUAUAGUUCAAUCAUUAAGUAAGAAAUCAUAUAUUUUUGUUAGGCACAUUUUUCUUAAAGUAGUAAAUGUAGUUUCAAAAAUAUUUUUUUUGGAAAGGAUAAGCAUGCAAAUGAUCAGAUAUUUUUUAUUCAAUUUAUAAGUCCAGCGAACUAUAUAUUACAUUUAUAUUCCUUUCUUAUCGUUAAAACCCCAGUGGAGUCACUUUAACAAACGCAAUAGAAGUUUUUCGUGUCUAUUGUCUUAUCUCUUUAAAUAAAUGACUAAACAUAAAUUUCUUAUCAUUCAGAGGUGCUUUUCAUAACGAACCUUCGGACCGAUUAAAAUUUCAUGUACAAAUUAUGAAAAAAA